This is a messenger RNA of Lactuca virosa, 815 nucleotides long. The record is from the annotation of a GenBank genome assembly. NCBI's taxonomy places the organism in Eukaryota, Viridiplantae, Streptophyta, Magnoliopsida, Asterales, Asteraceae.
GCACAAAUCGCAUAUACCAACUCCCAAAAUACAUCAAUCUUGUCCACCUCAAUAAGACAAUAACCAUGUCAUUAUCGCAGUCUUCCGAUUCAGAUGAUCACCACACCCACCAAAAUAAUGCAACAACAUUCAAAAUAUAUUUUCAUUCCUUCAUUGGAAAUGGCCCUGUAGCAGACGUUCUUUUAUGGAGAAACACAAGAGUAUCGGCAUCACUUUUACUUGGGACUACUACAAUGUGGUUUCUUUUUGAGGUUUAUGAAUAUAAUUUCGUUUCUCUUCUUUGUAACCUCGCCAUUAUUGGCAUGUUGACAAUCUAUGUCACAUACACCAUGGCCAAAUAUACUCAAUGGGAUCUUCCGGAUUUUGAAGAAAUCACCAUACAAGAAGCAGCAUUUAAAUGGUUAUAUAAGAAAACAAACAGAUUGUUACUUGAAUUUUACUAUACAGCAAGUGGAGAGGAUCUCAUUCGUUUUUUCAUGACACUGAUAUCGUUAUGGAUGAUAUCUGUUAUUGGAAGCCAUUUCAGUUCUUUGAACCUUAUAUACCUUUGUUUUCUUUGUGUUGGAACCCUACCGGCUCUAUAUCAACGAUAUGAGAAAGAAGUUGAUUACCUUGUAAGCAAAGCGAUUAGAGACAUGAAAAUUGUUUUGAAACAAUUUGAUUCUAAUGUUCUUAGCAAGAUCCCAAGAGGACAAGUGAAAGAAAAGAAACGCAAAUAAACUGCAAAGGCAGGUUAAAUAAAUUAUUACAGAAACUUGUAUAUAUGACCGUUUGUGUAUAGAAUUAUUAUAAAGUAUAAGUUAAAGAUGUACACG